Marchantia polymorpha subsp. ruderalis is the source of this 1117-nucleotide messenger RNA. Lineage: Eukaryota; Viridiplantae; Streptophyta; Marchantiopsida; Marchantiales; Marchantiaceae. The record is from the annotation of a GenBank genome assembly.
CGAUGUCAUGAGCGAAGUUCAGCUCAGGAUAAGAAGGCAUUGUCUGUCCAGCUUCCAGGCUCACUAUUGGUAUUCGUUUGUGUGUAUGGUUCCAUCGCAGAUUAUGUUAGUGCAGUAUUUUGGGGUCUGUCGUGAUUGUAAGAUUUUCUCAUAAUUGUAGGCCGUAAGACUUCACUCUUGUUAUCUCCCACAGUCCAGAUGUCAGCGGCGGUCUCACUUCGUUAGAGCUUUUUCAUGGCGUUGCCCUCACACAUAACGUAAUGCCUGCCUUGGAUAAAUGUUGCACAUCCUCGAAAGCAACAUCUUCGUUGAGCGUUAUGAGUGGGCGGAGAACACAUUGGAAACCUCGUCGCUCGGAAGUCGGCAGAUCCUACGGGUACAUGGACGAGAUGCACACAAGACCUUGGAAGUUGCUCCUCCGAGCAGCUUGGAGUGCUUGAAGAAUCAGAAUGGUGAGAGCUUUGGAAGCUGCAGAUUCCUCCGUGCGUGGAGAAUUCGUGAUAUACUGCUCUGCUCAUUGCAUGGCAGCAGACACUGCCAGAUGGAACGGCCAUCAAAACUUUUUUAUCAAUGGCAAGACAAUUGCGCAGAGCGUAGGAAACUGGUACAAUGCGAGAAAUGUGAAUGAUUUCGUGCUAGUCGACGGACCGUAUCCGUCAAUUCCGACAUGCUCAGGAAGGACACCGCACUCUGAAGAAACAGACUUUUGCCGAACAUUUCGUGGUUACUCAGGACUGAGCUGGUCUAUCGUAGUUUCAAUGCACAAAUAAAUUGGAACGCAAGUUAUCAGGAAGUGGACAACAAGAUCAGCAAGUAGAAACAGACAGGCUUGAAGCUCAGUCAUGGAAACUAAACUUUCCCCUUUACGAUGCAAUAACUACUUCAGGAUUGGAUUAUAGACAGAACAGUUGUUAGCAUUUAGGAGACAACGUGGAAGUAGACUUAAGAAACCAGAAAUCCAGUUGCCACUAGUAGCAAUGGGAAGCAUGGGCGUGAAACCGAACAUGAUAUAUUGUGAAGUGUGUGAAACUCAGUACUCACUAAAAGUCUCACUGGUUCCGGUGGUGUUUAAUUUUCCGUGAUGAACUUGAAAAUAAAAUUGCUUCUGAAUGAGUCU